AUGGCAUCCCUCGGCCACCCAGCCGCCUUUGGCCGGGCCACCCAUGUCGUGGUACGGGCGCUGCCCGAGUCCCUCGCCCAGCAGGCGCUGAGGCGCACCAAGGGCGACGAGGUGGAUUUCGCCCGCGCUGAGCGGCAGCACCAGCUCUACGUGGGCGUGCUGGGCAGUAAGCUGGGGCUGCAGGUGGUGCAGCUGCCCGCCGACGAGAGCCUCCCAGACUGCGUGUUCGUGGAGGACGUGGCCGUGGUGUGCGAGGAGACGGCCCUGAUCACCCGCCCCGGGGCGCCGAGCCGGAGGAAGGAGGUUGACAUGAUGAAAGAAGCACUAGAAAAACUUCAGCUCAACAUAGUAGAGAUGAAAGAUGAAAAUGCAACUUUAGAUGGUGGAGAUGUCUUAUUCACAGGCAGAGAAUUUUUUGUGGGCCUUUCCAAAAGGACAAAUCAACGAGGUGCGGAAAUCUUGGCUGAUACUUUUAAGGACUAUGCAGUCUCCACGGUCCCCGUGGUGGAUGCUUUGCACUUGAAGAGUUUCUGCAGCAUGGCUGGGCCAAACCUAAUCGCUAUUGGAUCCAGUGAAUCUGCACAGAAGGCCCUCAAGAUCAUGCAACAGAUGAGUGAUCAUCGCUACGACAAACUCACGGUGCCUGAUGACACGGCCGCAAACUGCCUGUACCUGAAUAUCCCCAGCAAAGGCCACGUCUUGCUGCACCGAACCCCAGAAGAGUACCCAGAAAGUGCAAAGGUUUAUGAAAAGCUGAAGGACCAUAUGCUGAUCCCCGUGAGCAAUUCUGAACUUGAAAAGGUGGACGGGCUGCUGACCUGCUCCUCGGUUUUCAUUAACAAGAAAGUAGACUCCUGA
Molecule: messenger RNA, 858 nt
Organism: Rangifer tarandus platyrhynchus (Svalbard reindeer)
Lineage: Eukaryota; Metazoa; Chordata; Mammalia; Artiodactyla; Cervidae
Source: the annotation of a GenBank genome assembly